UAGGUCUCGGCUUAUUGAUAAUGUACAUAAAUAAUGUUGUGAAUUGAAUUAUAAUAUUUUGGUUAUAUUCUUGUUUUUUUUCGUUUGACUUCAGUAAUAUUCAGUAGAGCUGAUGUAAAGUAAUUGUAUAAAGAUGUCUGGAGGAAGUAGUAUUGUAGUACCUAUGGUACUAUGGGGUAAAUAUGCUCCUACACAUUGUAUAUCAGCUAUACUCUCUACACCUGAUAUGAAGAAUAUUAUAACAGGAUGUAAUGAUGGACAGAUUUGUAUUUGGGAUUUGACAGAUAAUGGACAGUUAUAUCCAAGAAGUAUGUUAUUUGGUCAUACAACAUCCAUCAGUUGUCUAGCACUGGGUAGUAACCAAACAACACAACCAUAUAUAGUCAGUGCUUCAGAAAAUGGUGAGAUGUGUUUAUGGGAUAUAAGUGAUGGCCGUUGUAUUGAACAUACCAAAAUGUCUCAAGUACAUACAGAUAUGGUGUCCUACCAUUUCUCUAAUACAAAAGAUUAUCGUCUAGUAUGUAAUGGAUAUUAUCCCGAAGUAUUAAUAAUAAACCCGUUGAGUUUUGAGGUUAUGAUUUGUCUUUCGUCUAAAGUUGUGCCAGAUUGGAUUAGUGCUUGUUGUGUUUUGCGACCCGCCACAAAAGAUGAUGAUGUUGUUUUAGCAAUUUCAAAUUCUGGAACUGUUAAAGUUUGGACUUUACCAAGCUCUGAAAUAAAGGCUAAAAUAGUUUUUGAAGAUGAGUCAAAGCAGAUUCGCUGUUUAAAUGCACAGACUCUGACUUGCUGUAGUGCAAAUCAAAGAACUGUUUUAAUAGUUUGUUCUAAAUACUGGCAGAUCUACGAUGCCAGUGAUUUCACUCUCUUAUGUUCAGAGUCUAACAGAGUAGGUGAGCGAUGGUGUGGCGGAGAUUUCAUCAGCGUAGAUCGUGUUAUUGUCUGGAGCAACGAAGGCAAAGGCUAUUUAUAUAAACUACCUACCAAUAUUUCAGAUAAUAAAUCUAUUAGUCAAAUUGCUGAUCCUAGGAGUAGUGAAUAUAGACAUCAUCAACCUACCAGUCCUCAUGCUUAUUAUAUACUAGAUAUAUAUAGUGAACAGCAAUUAGUAUGUACACCAGCAAUGGUAUUUUCUAAGAGUAUGAAUGGAAGAAAAGGGUUAUUACGUGGUGAUUCUGAUGGUCGAGUUGUAAUAUGGAUGUUACCAGAGGUAUCAGAGAAACAGAUGACAUUAGUUAGACAAGAAAGUUUUGAUAGAUUACCGGCAUUACCACCUAAAACUAGUACAACUUUACAGGAUAUCUGGGACAGUUUGUAUAAAUAUCCACCUGGUGUACUAGAAGGCUUGUGUGCUGAAGAUGAGCAUCAUUUACGUAUAACAUCAACUAUAUAUAUACCAUCACAAGGCAAGAUGGUUUGUGGUAGACAGAAUGGUAGUAUAAUUAUACUCCCAGCUACACAGAGUAUUAUAUUCCAAUUACUAGAAAAUAACCAAAUAUCAAAAGAUUCAAUAUCCCAACAGAUGUUAGAUGGACAUGAUGGUAGAGUUACUUGUCUUCUUUAUCCAUUUAACGAGAGUACUCGAUAUGAACCACAGCAUCUAUUAUCAGGUGGAGCUGAUUUCUCUGUCAUAUUAUGGGAUAUAUUUUCUGGUUAUAAGAUUCACACAUUUACUGUACAUGGUGGUGAAUUAACACAGAUGAUAGUACCACCUGCUAAUUGUAAUGUGCGUAUUUUAUCAUCAAUCUGUUCUGUAGCCAGUGAUCAUUCUGUUGCUCUACUUAGUUUAAAGGAAAGAAAGUGUAUAUUAUUAGCUGGUCGGCAUCUGUUUCCGGUACAUACUAUCAGAUGGCGACCAUUGGAUGAUUUUAUGGUAGUUAGUUGCAAUGAUGGUACUAUAUAUGUAUGGCAGAUGGAAACAGGCCAUUUAGAUAGAGUAGUUCAAGGUAUCACAGCUGAAGAAAUCCUCAACAACUGUGAUGAAAAUGCGGCUCCUAUGGAGAAUCUAACCAAUCCUAGUCUUACCCUCACACAGGCACUGAAACGGAGAAAUUUUGCAACAUUUAGAAAUCUAGCACAACAAAAGCUUCAGUCUCAUCAGAAUCAACAACAGCUGUCCCAAGGACCAAAAGCUGACUAUGUUAAACCUACAGGGUUUCCAAUGUUGAUACAAGGUGUGCGUACUAAUACACGAGAUCCGGAUGCCCAUGUGGUAUUCUUUGAUACAGAAUCACUGAUUGUUCAGUUAUUGACAGAAGAGUUUGCGUUAUUAUCACCGGGUGAAUUGGAAGCCAGAGGACUCUUAACCCCUGUAAUUGAAAGACCUUCUGGCACCCAACCAGAACUUAGUGAGGCACAACAAAAAAUAGCAGGACUAAUAGCUAAAGCAAAAGAGAAAGCAGACACAAUUGGACAGAAAAUACAGGAUAAAGUUCAGACAUCUGGUCUAACUGUAGGAGGAAGAGAUACAUCAACUGCUAGUAGAGGUUCCAUUAUCAGUACUGCAUCAACUACUGAUGCCACACGACCAGACAGCAUCCGUUUGCAAACAAAUAUCACUAUGGAAAUAGCACAGAUUUUCAUGUCCUGUUUACAUGCCUGGGGUUUGGAUCCUGAUCUCGAUAAACUCUGUUUAAACAAACUUGGUCUGUUAAAACCUCAAAGUCCCAUAUCAUUUGGUUUGUUGUCAAGGCAGGGUCAUAUGUCUCUCAUGUUACCGGGGUGGCACAAGCGUGUUUGUCACAGUGAACUUGCUGAUCUUAAAGGUGUUACCGUCAGUAAAAUUAGACAAGGUGAUGUGAAGUCUGUGUCAUUUGCCGAACCUCCACAACCUCCUGGAGGAAGCGUGUCUGGUAAACCAACUCUGCUGGCUCAGCGUAUGGGAAGUAUGCCUUUUGAUGAUGAGGAGUUGUAUAGUAGUGAUGAUGGUGCCAACAAUGAUGAUGCCUUUGAUGAUUCUUUACCAGUUCCAGAAAAACACAUCAAUGCUACAGCUCUACAACAAGAAACAGGUAUAUUUUCCACAAAAGCAAGAUGGCAGAUAUCUAGUGCUGUAACUACACAACAUCUACUCAGCGUAAUAUCUGUAGCUAAUACCAUGAUGAGUAUGAGCUGUGCCAGUUUCCUUAUGAAAUCCAGAAGAAAAAAGAAAAAGCAAGGUGUUGUAACAGGUCAUGCUGGUAUUAUAGUAACAGAUGUACCUGAUGGUGAUAAUACAGAUGAUAUGUUAACAAUGCAACAAGCACAGAUCAAACAAGGUUGGAGUUUACUAGCGGCAUUACACUGUGUUCUAUUACCAGAGUUAGUUGGUGCUAGUCAUUAUAAACCUCCAUUACUAGAGAUGUUAGCUAGAAGAUGGCAAGAUAGAUGUUUAGAGAUUCGUGAAGCUGGUCAAGCCCUAUUAUUAGCCGAGUUAAGAAGAAUUGGAUUGGAGGGUAGAAAGGCUAUUGUAGAUGAGUGGUCUCCCUUCCUACCAAUGUAUGUUGAUCCUAAUCUGAGUUUAUUGAGUGAUGCUCAGAAAGGUGAAGAAGAGGAUGAUGAUGAAGAUGAUGAAUCAAUGAUGGCAGGAGAUUUACCAGCUCAUAAAGUAUCAGUAUCAUUUGAAAGUCGUAGAAAACAGGCAACAGCUAUCGUAAUGUUGGGUGUAGUGGGUGCUGAGUUUGGUCACGAAAUUGAACCAAGCAGACGUAAACAUGAAGAACCUAAAAAAGGAGGAAGAAAGGCUCCAGAGGGAUUCAGUUUAACUAAUUACUCCCUAGCUAGACAUACAAGUAAAGCUUUAACCUUUCUGUUAUUAACACCACCAAGUUCACGUCUGCCGGCCCACACACCAAUACGUCGUGCUGCUAUUGAUCUGAUAGGGCGUGGUUUUACUGUGUGGGAACCUUAUUUAGACGUAUCAUCUGUUUUAUUAGGAUUAUUGGAACUGUGUAUAGAUUCUGAUCAGAUAGUACCAAGUGUAACUUAUGGUCUACCUCUAUCACCAGUAGCUGAUGCUUGUCGUACAGCUAGACAUGCCCUGUCUUUAAUAGCCACGGCACGACCAGCAGCUUUUAUUAUCACCAUGGCUAAAGAAGUAGCGCGUUAUAAUGCCCAGGCCCAGAACGCCCAAUCACAACAUACCCAUCUACAAAACCUAGUCUUAGUCCGAGCUAGACAAGAGAUACAACAUAUUCUAGAAUUGAUGGUAGAAAAGAUGCCCAAUGAUAUUGCUGAUAUAUUUGUUGAGACUGUCGAUGUUGUGGUACAUUGUUUAGAUAUGGGUCAAUUAAAAUCAAAAGGUUUACAAGAAUUAUUUCCAGCUAUUUGCAGAUUUAGUAUGGUAUCGGCUUGCAAUCAAACAAAACGAAUUUGGGUUGGGGCUAAAAAUGGUAACCUAGCUCUCUAUGAAAUGAAACAACAUUCUAAAUGCCAGCUAAUCUCAGCCCAUCAAGGACCAGUUAUAGCUGUAUGUGUCAACCCUGAUGGCAAAUAUCUGUGUACAUUCUCACAUGUUGAUAGUCGUCUUAAAUUCUGGCAGACUGCCUCGUCUUCCAUAUUUGGUAUUGGGUCUCAGCAGACUAAAUGUAUCCGUCAGUAUUCGGUGCCAAAAAUAGAAGUUACACCUUUAACAAAUAUAUUAAAACUAGUACGAUUGGUGUGGAUUGACAAUAAAACAGUUGUAUUACUUACAGUUGAUGGGUCGGAAACCAAAUUCUCUAUUUAGAAAUAAAUUAGGACUGUGGGUGGGCAUAUAAACUAAAGCCUGUCAAUAAAUAUCUUUCAUUGUUAUCAACACUUUUGUAAGAUAUUCUCUAAUUUCCAUUUCCAGAGAGAACCCAUAAGGUAUUUUAUAAAUACAAAGCUGUCCUGAUAUGGUAUAUUUGAAUGAAAGUUUAGUUAAGGUGAGAGGCAGGGCAGAAUUAUAAUCUAAAAUCUAUACAAUCUGACUGCGGUCUAAAGAAUUGAUUUGGAUUAAAACUGAUAGUUGAUCUGUAUCCCUAUGGUCCAUACUCCAUAGUCAGGGUUGAAAAGUGGAAUUAAUGACCUAUAUGUCAGAGUAGAAUCCCACACAGACAAUUCAACCAGGCUACAAUAUAAACUCAAUAAUUCAAUAUAAUCUACUCUACAUAUAUAUGUAUUUAAUGACAAGGGACUUGAUUUGUUUCUAGCCACUGAUAGAUAGAUACAUAUAUUCAGUUAUAUAAUAUUUUAAAGCCACUUAUUGUUAUUUUGUAUUUUUAGGACAAUAUCUUAAUUAUUGACAGUUUAAUCCAUAUGUUGAUAAGCAGUUUUAAGAUGCAAUAUAGUAAUAAAUAACUGACAGCUAUGUUGUAGACAAGAAGUAAUUAUGAUACAUAUAUAUAAUUUAUCUUGCACAGAAUGGAGUGAAAUUGAGUCACUGAGAGAGAGUGUAUGAGAGUGUGUAUUGAUAAUUGUAUAAUAAAAUGUUUAUUGUUAUGUUUUUGUAUAAAUAAUAGUAUAUCUAGUCACACAUAUUAUAACUGUUAUUAAUCAUAUUAUAUAUUGUGGGUGAAGUGUUCAAAAGGGUGUAUCUCGGGAAAUUAGUCAAAUACACUUUUGCAUUUUUAAACUCUCCCAAUUAAUAUGCACAUUUCCUUCUAAGCUGUGUAUCUCUAUGCCGAUUAGAACUGUUCUGGGUAUCAUGUGUCCAAAUGUUGUAUCUUGAUUUCUGGAAAUUUUGAAAUGCAAAAAGUUCUAUUUCUUAAUCUUUAGAAAUUCGUAGAUGCACCCUUUUGACACUUCACCUACGAUAUGUUUAUUUGUCCUUUCUUGAAAAAUAUUUGAAAUCAUUCCUUCCUAGUACAUUGCAUAUAUAGCUUAACUGAAACUAGCCUGUAACAAGAUUAUGUUUAUAGUUAUAUAAAAUUUAAUGGUGUAUGCUUAGCUUUGUUUUCGAAAAAGUUGAAAUUUGCAACAACUUCUUAACUUCAAUAAAACAUUCUCCUAGAAUACAGUGAUAGUCAUUAAUCUUUGGCGUUUUAGGACAAAAACAAAACCAAGAAGGGAUAAGCAAGGUUUUUUGUUUAUUAGGCCAUAAUAAUUGUUUCUAUACAAAAAUUGGCUUUUUUUUUACUACUGUGAUAAUUGUGUGUUAUAUCAUUCUAUUUAAUAUGUUUAUGUGUCUGUAUAAUUGUUAAAUUAAAGCAUAUAAAUAAUAAUUCAAAUGAAAAUGGUGAUUAAAAUGACAAUGUUAGUAUAGUUUAUAGAAGUAUAUUUAUCAGUAGCAUAGAAAUCCGGUCAUGUUAAAAAAAAUGAUAAAUAAAGAUGAGACUAAAACUACAAAAGGAACAAUGUAUCGGUAUUAAUAUAUUUAGAUAUAAAAACAGAUAAUCAAGUAUUUGUUGUUAAACAGAGUUUAAAUAAGAUGUAUAUUUUAAUCUGCUCAUAUUUACCCAUGUUAUACCUUUCCAUUCUACAUAAUUAUUAUGAUAAAACCGGUGGAUGGAUAAUUUCUGGUGAAUGAAAGUAUUGUUAUUGCUAUAUUAAAUAUUGUAUUCAAUUUUAUUCUAUUUAAUUGCAUAAUUUCACUUAUAGGUCCAUAUUUCACAGUUAAUAGGUUAUAAUAUAAGUAUAAAUAUAUUCCAAGUAGAUAUAGUUUAAGGCAAAAGUCAUUGAAAUGUUAUUAACUAGAACCUAACUAUAGCAUAAUUUGACCAGAAUAGAGGGGGUACCACUUUACUUGGCAUGAGGUUACGAUGUUGAGGGGUCCCACUGCUCCCCUUGGUAGAGGCUUAGAUGGCCCUUUGGAAAAAGAGUCAAUGGAAGUUCUGUAGGUUUAAGUAUACUAUUACCCAUACUUAUAUCAUUUGUAUUUAGCCCUGAUUACACCAAUACUUUAUGGGCAGUUUCCAAUUUUACCAGAGUCUAUUACCAGCUGUUCAUAGGCUGCUUGAUUGUUAUAAAGUGGAGUAUAAGGCAUUGCCCUCACCCCCCACCAAUACUUGUUAUGCCUAAGGUUUACAAGGCAUUGGUCAACACAGCUCACAAAAGGCUACAUGGACUAAGUCUGUUUCCCAAUCCCAUUCAGAUAUCCUGAAUAUAAAUAUUGUUUCAAAUGAAAAGAAAACUUGCUAAACACGAGCAAAGAAUAAUUAUAUACAUUUAUCAAAAUUUGUAGUUUCAACAGGUAUGAUUUCAUAAUAUCAUUAUGCUAAUUCCAGUUAUGUAUAUCAUUAUUUAUUUUUGCAAUUGGCCUAUGAAUGUUUGUUACAGAUAUCACAUGAAUAAUAAACUUUUUUAUAUUAUACACAAGUUGUUCUUGUAAGACCAUUGCAUGAUU
Messenger RNA from Patella vulgata (common limpet), 7279 nucleotides. RefSeq names its product WD repeat-containing protein 7. Lineage: Eukaryota; Metazoa; Mollusca; Gastropoda; Patellidae. The transcript has 28 exons. The record is from RefSeq and is a predicted model, not a curated record. Bases 134 to 4702 code for a protein of 1522 amino acids. Gene Ontology annotation, cellular component: cytoplasm. Gene Ontology annotation, molecular function: protein binding.